Molecule: messenger RNA, 1311 nt
Organism: Bombyx mandarina (wild silkworm)
Lineage: Eukaryota; Metazoa; Arthropoda; Insecta; Lepidoptera; Bombycidae
Cellular component (GO): extracellular region
Molecular function (GO): chitin binding
Source: RefSeq, a predicted model, not a curated record
AUGUUUCCCGUUUGGAGAUUGGGUCUCUUGGUUCUGGCCUGCCAUCUUGCUUCCACGCAGAAUCUUGGUAAGGGAAAUGGAUUCGGAUCAACAUGCCAACAGGCGGAUCCCAUGCCGCAUCCGUACGACACCCGCAGAUAUUUUAAAUGUAACAACUCCGUGAUGCGCGAAAUGGCUUGUCAGAACGGGUACAAGUUUAACCCGAACACUUUGAGAUGCGAAUCAACGAAAUAUCGAAUCAUCAAAAACCAUUUCCUCGACAUUCAGUCAAACAAAUGGUGUUUCGGCGGCGUACUCAACAGAGCCAUUACCAUCUCGAAGACUAUAGGGGCUACCAUCAUAAAAUGGAUAAACAGUCACUCAAUAGUGCGCACUACCUUGCGCAUUGUCAUGUCGAUCAUAGAGAAAGCUGUGAAGAGUCUCUGUUCGUACUUCAUGUACAUCUGUUCAUCAAAAACGGAUAAAUCCUGGGGUGGUUGGUUCGUUGACUGCCAGGAUUGUCACAACAGGCCCAAAAAUGGCAUGUUCGAAAACGAUAUGAACAACGCACUUGCCCAAGGGAUGAGCAUGGGCAUUAAAAUGACCGGCAGCUCGUCCACGAGACUUACUUCAUCGUUGAAUUCAAUUGAGAAUGGUAAACUAGAAGCUGUACCAUUGAAAUUGGACUUAUCUCGGAGACAGGGAUCCACUCCAACUGAACACCACGAUUCAUCGGCGAGACAAGAGGUACCUUCCACGGACAACAAAAAUGUGGUGCCUCCUAGGCAAGAAGAAGAACAUCCAUCAAAUAAUAUCAAAGAUCCCGCAUCUGCGGCAAAAGGAAAGUCCGAACAGGAAGAUUACGCGAACGAGGGCGAAGAUAACGAUGGUGCCUUAACCAGAUACGGUGGAAAGGACCCGUCGUGCGAACCGCCGAUUCCUAUUUGUCCUAUUGGAACGACCAGGGAGUAUAACAUGCCAGACCCAGCCGACUGCAGAUACUACUACGUGUGCACCCCUAACGGAAUGUUCAAGCGCAUGUGCCCUCUCGGUUACAACUUGAGUCCAGUUCACCUGGUGUGCAUGCCGGUUGCCGACGCGGGAUGUGCCCAAUGGAUACCGCCUCCGCACUGCAUUUACAAAGGUAUGUACGCGCGAACAUUCCCAAUAACCCGCAGUCUAACGCGACAUCCGAUGUCAUCGUGUCAAAAAAUGCGAUGCCAGAGUUCAAAUUGGUUCGACAAUGAAGACCAAGUCACUGACCGCAGACACAUGGCUGAACGAGAAACGGACUUACCGAAUUUAUUGAAAUGUAUCAUUAAAAAGCAAUAA